Lactuca saligna is the source of this 723-nucleotide messenger RNA. The record is from the annotation of a GenBank genome assembly. Lineage: Eukaryota; Viridiplantae; Streptophyta; Magnoliopsida; Asterales; Asteraceae.
AUGGAUACCAGUACAACACUCUGUUCAGUUAUUCCGGAAUCAUGCUUAGUUGUUGAAGGAGCUGAGGGGUUAAAGAUAAGCUUCAGGGAAGAGGUAUGUGGAUGUUAUAUUCAGUUGAUUGACAAUGAAGACCUUCAGCCACUUUUGGCAAGACGCCCUGGUUGUAGUCCAAAGGAAAUUUUCAGCCUCAUACAUGAGAAGCUUCCUACUAUAUCAUAUGAAAGUUGCAUUGAUGCUGAAAUACAGCAAAGAGCAGUGGAGUAUUUUGCAUUGAGUAGGAAAGGUGAAGCUUUAAUGGAUAUAUUAGCUGAAAUGCCAAAAUUCCCAGAACGCCAGCCAAUAGGAGAUAUUGCAGAAAGAUUUCAUGCUUUAUGUCUCAAAGAUAGUGGGGUUCUAUAUGAAGAUCCUUGCGUUCAGAUUGGUUUUAAAGCAGAAUGGAGAAAUCACCAGGGUAGACUUGUUUACUUUUGGGAAACAAAAAUAUGGGUUCAAUGCCCACUUGAAAUUGUAAACCUCCGACCUAGUAGGGAUGUUCCUGUUCUUGACUUCUCCUACAAGUUUGGGAGCCAAUUGAUAUUUUUUAUAGUUGUAGUGGUAAGAGGUGUGAGAGCAAUGUCAUUAGGAGAAAUGAAAAAUCUGUUCAACACUUUGAGAUUGAUGGUUUGUCCUGGACUGGUUGAAGGAAUUAGUGACUAUCAAUUGUUUGCCGAUCAAAUGUGGUGA